CAAUUGGCCGCAUCACUGCAUCGCCCAUCAACCCAUUUCACAGAAAAGGGAGACACCCCACCAGUAUCCUUCUCUGCAUCCAACCACAAUCACCAUGUCGGCCCAGCAGAGCCACACCAAGACGAAGCCAAUGGACGAAUCCACGCCCUCAGAUAAUCCAAAGAGGCAAAAGGCGUCUCCUCCCAUUAGUCUGCUCUUGGAUCGCAAAGAUAUUUGGGUCAAUGACAUUCUUCCAUGUGUCGGCAUGGGACAGUAUGCCUUUGCCGGUGCUGUCAACAAGCAAAUGAAGGGCAUGUACGAGACAUAUUGUGAGACUGUCAAGAAUCCUCCAACUGUCAUGGAAGAAAAGGAAGGAACCUACGAAGGAAUACGUGUCGAAAAACGAAGGGCCAACAGCAAAGACACAAUCCACAGUGCGACAUUCUCCACUGUGGCAUGUGCCAAACACUGGCACAAUUCCAACAGUCCAUUCCCGAGUCGCUACAAUAUAUGUCAGGUCAUUGCCAGAGUGGGAAAUCUCGCCGUGAUCCAAUGGGCCCGGAACAUGGGACUGCCGUGGGGGAAUCUCUGUGUGGGUGCCGCCAAAGGAGGGCAUUUGCACAUUUUACAGUGGGCCAGAGAACAGAUUGGCUGUGAUGAUUGGAAUACAGAGACAUGUGCCGUGGCAGCCGCCGGUGGACAUUUUGAGCUUCUCAAGUGGGCGCGAGCCAAUGGUUGUCCUUGGGACAGUAGGACAUGUGCCAAUGCCGCCCAAGCGGGUCAUUUUGAGAUUCUCAAAUGGGCCAGACAACACGGUUGUCCUUGGGACAGCUGGACAUGUACAUUUGCUGCCGAGCAGGGGCAUUUGGAUAUCCUCCAGUGGGCCAGAGAAAAUGGCUGUUCUUGGGAUUCCACAACAUGCACCCGUGCAGCCGCCAAUGGGCAUUUGGAUAUCCUCAAAUGGGCCAGUGAAAAUGGAUGUUCGUGGAAUGCCGAUGUAUGUGCCAAAGCAUCCAUUGGUGGCCAUUUAGCAACACUCAAGUGGGCUAGGGAAAAUGGCUGCCCUUGGAGUAAAACAACCUGUGAUAAUGCCGCCAAGAAGGGCCAUUUGGAGAUCUUGAAGUGGGCUAGAGAGAAUGGAUGCAAUUGGGAUGCAGGGACAUGUACUGCGGCUGCCAGCAAUGGCCGUUUUGAGAUCUUGAAGUGGGCCAGAGAAAAUGGCUGUCCUUGGAAUGAAGUAACAUGUUGGGCUGCUGCUCUUGGUGGGCAUUUGAAAGUGCUGCGAUGGGCCAGAGAACAUGGCUGUCCCUGGGAUUCCAGGACAUGCGCAAAAGCUGCCGAAGGGGGGCAUGCAGACGUACUCAAGUGGGCAAGAGCAAAUGGAUGUUCAUGGGGCUCUGAAACAUGUGCUGCGGCUGCUGGCAAUGGAAACCUGGAAAUGCUCCAGUGGGCAAGAAAAAAUGGUUGUCCUUGGGAUCGCUGGACAGUUGUGCGUGCACGACACAAUAACCAAUUGGAGGUUGUCAAGUGGGCUCAAGAACACGGAUGCCCUGGUGAAAUCCAUCACUAUCCUCUACUGGGUGGGUUCUUUUAUUGAUUAGAAAACUAAGCUUUCACACUGAUUGCUAUUAGACAAUAUUCAAGUAUGCU
Molecule: messenger RNA, 1629 nt
Organism: Seminavis robusta
Lineage: Eukaryota; Bacillariophyta; Bacillariophyceae; Naviculales; Naviculaceae
Source: the annotation of a GenBank genome assembly